Messenger RNA from Metarhizium robertsii ARSEF 23, 348 nucleotides. RefSeq names its product Cytochrome c oxidase assembly protein COX16. The record is from RefSeq and is a predicted model, not a curated record. NCBI's taxonomy places the organism in Eukaryota, Fungi, Ascomycota, Sordariomycetes, Hypocreales, Clavicipitaceae. Gene Ontology annotation, biological process: mitochondrial respiratory chain complex IV assembly. The transcript has 2 exons. Gene Ontology annotation, cellular component: mitochondrial inner membrane. Bases 1 to 348 code for a protein of 115 amino acids.
AUGCCAACCUUCCAGAGCAACAAGUUCCGCGGGGCCGGCGAGGCCAGCAGGCUCGGCUCCCAGUACCGGCGUCUCAUGAAUAAGCACCCCUUUGCCAUGUUUGGGCUGCCGUUCCUUGCCGUCGUCGUCGCGGGCUCGUUUGUCCUGACGCCCGCGACGGCCAUCCGGUACGAGCGACACGACCGCAAGGUCCGGCAGAUGACCAAGGAGGAAGAGUUUGGCGUGAGGCGGGCCGCUCGCAAGGUAGACAUGAAGGAGGAGUACUACCGCCUUGCGGGACGAGAUCUCGACAACUGGGAGCAGAAGCGUGUCGAGCGACUACCGGGCGAAAACGACGGUAUUCUGUGA